Molecule: messenger RNA, 16304 nt
Organism: Porites lobata
Lineage: Eukaryota; Metazoa; Cnidaria; Anthozoa; Scleractinia; Poritidae
Source: the annotation of a GenBank genome assembly
UUUUUUCUUUUAGGGCAACAGCUGCCCUGCGGAAGUACACCUAUUCAACAGUCACGUGUCAUCGGAGGCCAGGAUGCCAAGCCAGGAGCUUGGCCGUGGCAGGUGCUAAGCCCUUUCUUUUUAUUAAUUUAUUCACCGCAAAUUGACUGUAUUAUUCCCUUGGCAUAACAGACAUAACAUGAAGUUAUCCUAAUUUUUACUCUCUGAACCAGCAGGAUUCAAAUAUUUUCUUUUACGCUUGCUUUUCGCUGUUUAGAUCCAACUCCAACGUUCUGGGCGCUUUAUUUGCGGGGGUUCGCUGAUAUCUUCCACCUGGGUUGUGACUGCCGCACACUGUGUAGCGGGAAGUUCGUAAGUAUUUAAUUAACUUAAUUAUAAAUUGUACUCACUAUCGGUUCUUCUCAUUGUCUUAAAUCCAACAGAUAAUUUUGGAAAUGAUUACAACGUACAGUUAGUCUGUUAUCUGCUAGUUAACCGAGGAAUCUGUACGUAGGUCGCGCGUGUAAUGCGUUCUGAUUUCCAAGAGCAAUGUCAAACUAUGUUCCUUGCAAAGAAUAUUGUUGAUUUGAAAUCAGUUAAUCAGUGAAGUUAAUCAGUUUUAAUUUUAAAAAACAUUUUUUCUGGGUAAAAAAAAAAAGAAAAAAAGAAAACAAUACAGAAUCAUAUAAACACAUGAAGGCUGGCUUACGUCAAGCACUUGCCUAUCUGGCCAUAUCUACCAACGUCUCUACCAACCUAUAUGAACCCUGUCGGAUGAACAUCAUAUGAGAGGCCAAAACCUAAUAUGCACGUCCUUUCCCCCAAUUUUUUUUUUGAUCGAUCAGUUUUAAUUCAUUUUCAUUCUUAACAAUUUUUUCACUUGCUUUAACUUAUUUCUUGCUCGCUUGUUCGCUUUCCUAAAUUGGCAACACUUAACUAUUGUCCUCUACUUUAGAAACCCUUCCAGUUAUAAAGUCGUCGUGGGAGAUCACGAUCGCAACGCAAAUGAAGGAACAGAGCAAACAAUUGGCGUUAGGAAGGUCAUGUCUCAUCCCGAUUACAAUAAACCGCGUCUAAGCAGUGACAUUGCCUUGCUUCAGCUUUCCAGCCCAGCCAAGCUGUCCGCGCGGGUGAAUCCCGUAUGUUUGCCUUCACACGAUUCCGAUGUUCCAACAGGGUCAACAUGCUACAUAACAGGUUAAGUAUUGAUCACAUCCACGCUUUAAAUUGAACCUCAGUCUACUGCUGAUAGAAGCACCCCGUGAACAGAGCCUCCUUUAGUCUUCUUGAGUGAGGAGUAGAACAGGAGGCUCUGCCUGAAUCACGUCAAACCUUUGAGGUCGCCGCAGCACAGUUUUCGGGACUAGUCAAUUUUGUUCUCUCCCGCCGAACUGGCUUUUUUUAGUGCGACCAUCCUUUUAUGAUAAACCGAUGGUCGUAACCGAGCUGGCUGUGGCGAGCACAUGGCUAUUAGGCCUGGGUUCGAAACUAUAUCCCAGCAACAUGCCGCGCAUGCUCAGCAAAAAUCUUACUCCAAUCAUGCAGGGUAUUUCACGAGUAACCCAAAAUCAAGCAAGAGAAAGAGAGGCUCCGCUGGCAGCCGGGUGUAUAAGAAGUGUCUCGGGGCUUGUAAUGAAGGGAAUCGGAUCCCAGAAUCCGGGAAACAUUUGCUUGUGGAAUCCGGAAUGCUAGGCUUUGGAAUCCGGAAUGCUAGGCUUUGAAUCCGGAAUACACCUCAAGGAAUCCGGAAUCCCACUAACCGUUGAAAUCCAGAAUCCAAGUUCCAAUGACAAAGACCUGAAUCCAGUACCUGAAAUCAGGAAUCCACGGCGUGGAAUCCAGAAUCCAAGACUGUCUCGGAUUCGCUUACAUAAGGCGAAGUGCCAUGAAAGAAAAAAUUCAACUGUGUCAGUAAUUUCAGGCUUUAGUAUUUGACUAACCGCUUUUUAGAAAUCAUCAAACUAGUGCUACCACUUUGAACAUAACCAUUAUGUUUUCUCUAUUGCUACUCUUUGCUUUAACUGGAAAACUUUGUAGUUAUCCUAAUGGUGGCUCGCUAAAAUUUAAAACCGAAGUAGACGAUUGUCAUAUCACAUCGUUGACCUCUAAAAUCGUCUUUUCGCUUAUUAUUGUUAAAAAGGAUUCGAAUUCCGGCUUCAGUUGAAAUAGUAAUUCAAAGUCAAUUUUCAUAAAAGUAGAGAGAUCCCACUAUAGGGCAUUAGGGUGACUAACAUAAACUUCGAUUCCUCAAUCUUGAACAUUUGAGUUAUACUUCUUAACGUCGGUUCUAUAACUUGAGUGUGAAACCCAUGGCUCUGCAUUUCGAAACUCCAAGCCAUCCAGACUAUGCGAAUUAAUGUCCUGAUAAUGGAAAUCCAUGGUUUUAUCUCAAAUAGAGAUUUUCUAAUUCUAUUUCUAUUUGAAACCAGGAAGACUCACAUGAGAAAAUUUAUAUCCAUUUGUAUGACGUCGCAUUUCACAUUUGGGAAUCAAAUUCAACUGAUCAAGGGCAUUAGAUUUUCCUCAUUUUUUAAAAUGAAAUGAGACGUUUAAGCCAGGCCUAACAUCAGUACUUCUUUAGGAGAAACUUGAAUUGGAUAAAAUUUAUAAGUUCAUUCGUCAACUUUGUGAUCUUGAUUUUAAUUUGUUUAUUUACAUUUACGUCAUCAGGAUGGGGGAAAAUCAAACAUCCGGGAAGUUCUCAUCCCAUUUUGCAACAAGCAAUGAUGCCACCCAUCGACAACGCCAAAUGCAAACAGAGGAUUCAGGCGUCAGGAGGUAUGUAACCCAAGAAUCAUUAUAAUCAUUAUAAUCAUCAUCAUCAUCAUCAUCAUCAUCAUCAUCAUCAUCUUUGUCUUCGUCGUCGUCAUCGUCACUGACUCAGUUACAUCAGUUUUAAAGGCGAUUUGUUAAACUACUUCCUUCUAAUAAAUAAAUGAAUUUGGAUUUAAUGGAUAAUUCUAGCUGAUUCUUUUUUCUAUUAUUAUUUUGUAAUUAUUUUUUUAUACAUUACUGUUAUUUUCUCCUUUUUCUUUCAAAUUUUUUGGCUAAAUUGUCUCGUAACUGGAAAGCCCUUUUAUGGAAGCGUGUAUGUAUGUCUAGCCGAUUUUUUGAAAACCAGCUUAAAGAAAUUUGCUCGUCAUUUGAGUCAAAAGGCAGGUUUUUUGCGCCUGAUAAGCUCCGCAAUCACACUAACGAGGGAGAAGAAAAAGAAAGGGCGAGGAGGAAGAAAGGAGGAGAAGAGAAAAAAAGCACAUUCGAGAUGUCAGCAUCAUCUUAAUUAUCAUCAUCAUCAUCAUUAUUUUGAUUAUUUUCUAUUCUAUUUCAAGGUCCUCAUUAUCAUUAUCGUCAUCUUUAUCAUUGUCAUUACUAUCAUUGUCAACAAUAUAUAAGUUUAGCCAAGGCUACAGGCGAAGCUCGUGUAAAUAAAUUUAGAAUUUACUUCAAACAAAGAUGAAACUCGUAACCAUUGCUAAGAAAUCCACUUAAAGUUUAGCUUGCGAUCAAACUAGUAAUUUGUCAGCAAAGAACGCGCAACCUCGAUGGAUCGACAGCUGAGCCCACAAUACGGUCAUAUGAUACCGGUCAGCGGAUACCCUGUCUUGACAGCUUUGUACUUUCCACAACAUGGAUUUGUGCAAUAUGAUCAGGUUGCUGGUUUCCACACUAGCUAGAAAGUGUGACAUUUCACAUUGGUUUUCCUGUCGUGGGGACGGACGGCUGGGACGGGCGGGCUGGCGGGCGGUAACGGGGUUACCAAAAUUUCUUGAAUGGAUGGAUUACCAAAUUUUCUUAACUAUGGAGCUUCGCUCGCGCCCGCUUCGCGCGCGCGUGGAGCUCCGCUAUCAUUGACAUUAUCAUUCCAAUGAUCAUGAUCAUAGGUUAUUUUUGAUGAGGAAGGGGGGCUAUCGCCUGCCGGACACCAUACAACGGCGUUCAUUCUUAAAUAUUCAAUUUUCAUCCUGUAUUCUUUGUUUUCGUUUUUUCUUAGUUUCAAUAGCUUUUACCUCGCAAAUGCUGUGCGCCGGAGUGGAAAAUACCAUUUUAAGUGGUUGCCAUGGUGACAGUGGAGGCCCGUAUGUGUGUCUAAAUGCCGAUGGGAAAACGUACACUCUUCACGGAGCAGUCAGUUGGGGAUCUGGACGAUGCGAUGCCAAACAGUUGUUCACUGUGUUUGCACGAGUGACUCAAUUCCGAGCUUGGAUAAAAACUCAUACCGGCCUUGGAGGCGGGGGAGGAGGUUACGUGACUUUUAGUAUAUGUAGCUAAUUAUCUUCUUUUGCGUCUCGUGGGAUUCUUUAUUGAGGCAGACCUUAUUCAUGAUACCCGCCUUUUUUGCAUGCGCCUUAGGAUUGAUGGGAUAGAAACAAUGUCAAGUGGUACUCCUGAAGGCAAGCAAGUGAAAAACAUUGCUACGACUAAUCGCCCUGAUCAAAGCGACACGCUGCAUGCAUUUUAAAGGAAGCAAUUCCAAAGCUAGAUUAAUUGCAUCUAUAAGUAGUGUUAUUUUUUUGAUUGUUCCGUGAUGUAACAUUUUUCGCGCUUAUUUUAGGUGGUACUCCGCCACCUCCCGGAACACCUGCACCACCGACAGGUUGCAAUGGAGGUAACGUCCGUUCGUUUGAGACUUUAUUACAGUGUAUAGCUUAAACUAGAAUUUCGUAAAGUCCUUAAUUUUUUUCCUGGUUGGUUAUGCCAUUUUAAAGGACGCGAAAUUUGCCGAUCAAAAAUUCUACCGGUGACGACAUGAAAAUUGACCAAUAGGACAGUGAGUGAUAUUUCACGCCAAUCCCGAUAUAGCCAUGUCAUUCAUUGUUUUCCCGCGUGAAUUUAAAAUAUAAUUCAAAUCCAUUUAGGCGAAACAGGUCGACCUCGAGACUUCGUCGCUCGCUCGCUCGCUCGCUGUGCGACAUCAUGCAUUGAAGCUCACUUCGCUCAAUUAAAAAAAAUUUAUAAUUCGCUCAUUCGUUCCCACUAAAAAGUCCUAAGUUUUCAGGACUACACUCGCCGAGCGAUCCCCUCACCUUUAUGAGCCAAUUCUGUACGAUACUACAAGCCUGAAGCAUCCGUCCUUGGACAUGUUCACUGCACAAAUUUUGAAAAAUUAGCAGCGUUUUACUCUUUUCGGUUUUGUUGUGCGGGAUUCGUAUUCUAAAUCUGAAAGUGACCGUAAAGGAUAAGCUGAAGGGAACUUUUCCUAAUUUCAAUAACUAACUCAGACCAUUUUUGUAGGUUCAACUGCCAUGCCUGUUACCCCACCAACACUAAUUAAAGGUGAGAAUCUCUAAUCGGCUUACUUUUGCCUUUUUCCAGGAACCAUUUUGUCAUAUUGAAGAAUUCUGCGUUGUGACUGGCAAGCUGAUUUUCCUAUAGAAUAUAUUCAGGAUAUAUAGGCCACUCGGGGAACGGAUCGUCUGGUUUUCAAUUUAAUGUUUGGGCCAUAUGAUAAACCCAUGUGAUAAACUCUUUAUUAACCAAGUGUUUUCGGAGUCAAGAUGGCUCAAUAUUAGCUUCAAUCGAACGUUCUUCUCAGUUUGUGAAUUCAUGAAAUUUUCGUUGCAGUCCGUAAGAGCUUAAGAAAACAUAUCAACAAACAAACCAGCAAACAAACAAACUUUGUCAGUAUAUGCAGUCUUUUUGACUGAACAGGCUGAUGGUCAAUAGCUGACCUGUUAUUUAAACUUUAAUUUCCAUUUGUUUAGCAUUUAGCUGCAACUUUGACCAGGACAUGUGUGGCUUUACGCAAAGGACAGAUGAUAAAUUUGAUUGGUCUCGUAGAAGAGGACGGACUCCUUCAUCUAACACCGGACCGUCCGCAGAUCAUACCUCUGGAAAUGGUAUGUAGUUUGAUUGAUACUCAUGGCUAGCGAAAAGGAGGGAGAGAGUAAACAAGGACAGGGGUUGUUGCUCUAGGACAGCCUGCUAUAGAUACAGUCGAACCUCUUCACAAAGGGAAUUUUGGGAACAGGAGAAACUGACUGUUGUAGAGAGGCGGUCGUUUAUGGGGCGGUAGAGGUGUAAUAUGACACAUGAGUAAGGUGACUCUCUCGAUUGCGCUUGUAGAGAGGUUAUUUUGGCAGUUGGGUGGCGCCUUUUUGUGGCCGUUGCCCCGUUUGUAAAGCGGUCUAAACAAAAGUCAAUGUCUGGACUGUCCGCCGGGACAAAAAAUAAAUGGCUGUUAGUUGAGGUGCGAUUGUACUCGUGAAUUCGAAACUAACAGAAUUGUUAUUUAUGAUGUUUCGUCGCAAAAUGUAAUAGUACUGAUGCAAAAGUGCAAUAAAAUUAUCUCGGCAGAAUGUAAUGCAUGCCAAAUGUGAAAUGCGAAAACUUGGACGUAAAAUGCGAUAGGUAUUUAACGAACAAUGUAGCAACUUUCCAACGAGUAUAACUAGCUCCUUGAACACAAAAUGUAUAUAAUAACUCUUUAGUGACAUAAUAUCAACAGAGUGCUGGAACUUGCUUCUUCGGAAAUAUCAGUGUUAUAGAUGAAUGGACGUUUAUCUGGUGUACAGGUUCUUUUUGUUAAUAAUUCCAAUGAACUACGCGUCCCCAUUCGCUAUGGGACUUGCAAAAUAACCAGCAAAUGAUAAGACCUCAGACUCAGUUUAAAAUCAAGGAAUAAGAAUCAGAGAGCUACAUCGUCUUCCACUCAAGCACGUUGAAAGUGUCGCGUUGUUUCAAAGAGUAGGCUGUGUCUGGAAUAUCUGGGUACUUAUAGACUACUUAUGCAUUUGAUAGUCCGAUAUUAAAUACCUGGUAACUUAUUAUUUAAUUAUCUAACCCCAGUAAAUCGACACUAUAGCCUGAUGAAGACCUGCUGCAGUAUGCUGCCGGAGAGGGAAGUACUCCCUAUAAUGGCCAUUACGGGGACUAGGCUUCGCCCGGAACGGGUACCAUUUUCAGGCUUCCGUCGUAAAAAAGGGCAGGGAUUUCACCAGCUAAAGUAUAAGAAAGGAAAAUCUCUCAUUGUGGGUUGUGAGAGGACCUCUGAUUUAAGGGCUAACAGGUGCCUUCUAUGGCUGUGCAAAAGACAAGAAAACUUCCUGGUUCAGUGUGAGUUAUUCAUGCAGUUUAGAAACUGGUGCAUUUACAGCAGUUAAUAAAAGGAAUUCAGCGUUCUAAACUAGUUUGUGUAGAUGUACUAUUUUCCGAUGAAAGGUAUACGAAAGGCCGGGCACCUUUCCUGUCAAAAACGGUACAUAAACAGCUGCAUAAAAAUGCAAGGAGUUGGACCUCGGGUUCCCCGAAUGAAAUUUUGUUGAUUAUUCCAGGGUCACGAGGUCGACGCCUAGCAAAGUGACUACGUGAGACUAGCGAUAAACAAAACUUAUUAUACACCUAACACGAUGAUCAAUAUCUUUCGGGACAUGUUUAACCUCCUCGGCCUUUUUGUCUACACCUCCGGCUUCGUACUUAAAAUGUUUACACCAGCCUGUAUGCCUAACAUAAUGCGUUAGAGGAGUUAAUCGUUACAUUUUACGUUAAGUACUUUAUUACAUCAUCCGUCGAUAUUACUACAUUUUGCGGCAUAACAAUGUGCACUAAUGAAUCAUAACCGAACCUACACACCUCUUUCAUGUCAUGCAUGUUCUUAGAUUUUCCAGAGGUUACUGAUCAUAAUUAUAAGAGAACCUACACACCUCUUUCAUGUCAUGCAUGUUCUUAGACUAGCGGAAUUUUCCCUUAUUUUCCUUACCAUAACAAUUUACAGCCAAUGGAAUAUCUCCAAAUGGAAAGUUAGGUUUCCUGUCUAAGUAAAGAAAAAAAGAAGAAAACAACGACAGCAUUUACCAUUUGUCUGAAAUCUCAUUGAGGAUGGAUCAAAACUGAGUUCAGACAGUUACAUCAAGUGCCAGGCUUCUAGUAUUCCUCAAAUAUACUACUUACUUGCAAACUGUUUUUUUCCUCAAAAGGGUAUUAUCUGUACAUAGAGGCUUCUUAUCCUAGAAGACAAGGGGACAAGGCUCUCCUAAUCAGUCCUCAGCUGCCAUUUAGCGGGGACAUGUGCCUUUCUUUCUAUUAUCACAUGUACGGUUCGAAGAUGGGAGUUCUUAACGUGAUAGUUAAUGGAAAAGUCCUCAUUUCUCUGUCUGGAGAUCAAGGUAACAAAUGGAUAAAAACGAUGAAAACCAUCAGCGGGGUCACUGGAAAAAAAGAGGUAAAUACAUUUUUUUCCUGCUGUGUACUUUAGGCGGAGCUGACAGAGUCCCAUAGCUAAGAAAAAUUGGUUAUCUGUUUAUCCUAGAAAAUGUGGCAGGCACGUCAACUGUACGUCCUUUUUUAGUCCAUCCACCCGUUCUCCCGCACCCUGGGAAACCAACCUGAAAUUUCACACUUUCUAGCUAGUGUGGUAGCCUGCAACCUGAUAUUGCACAUCUAUGUUGCGGUCAAUUGACUGCUAUCAAAACUUGGUAUCCGCUGGUUAGAAUGACAUGCCAUAUUGCCGGCUCAGGUGUCAAUCCAUCGUGGUUACGAGUUGUUGUUCAGUGGUUGUUGUUGUUUUUUUUUAAGUUGUCCGCUCACAAGUUACUAGUUUUCAACUGAUCGUAGCCUCAACUCCUGGUGGAUUUCUUUGCAAUGGUGUUACAAGCUUAUUGUUUGAAAGAAAUCAUAAGUUUGUUAACGGGAGCUUCGCAUUUACCCUCGGCUAAAUCGAUGUAUUAGAUUCAAUCCAUGUAUAAUAGCUACCGUAGCAUGAUGAACGAAGAGCUUGACUACUCUGGCGAUAGCUUGCGAAAACAGAAAUUUUUUUCCUGAAUGUGGAAACGGUCCUCAAGAAUGCAGUGUUAAAUAUUUGGCAACAAAAUGGACACGAUAAAUGGUUCAGGGGAAUUGCAAUGCAGUUUCGCUGCUUGCUGUCGCCAAAGUAGCCUUCGAAAACAGCCGUUUCUCCUCGCUCGUCGCCAAUGGGGGACGUUUCGGUAGGAGGAAAGUCUAUUAAAUUUAUCAGCGUCUCUCUCGCAGAUCAAUUAAUUGAUCUGGUGGCCAUGCCACUGACAAAAUAAUCAUGAUGUUUUGCUCAACUUUCUCGACCCCUCCUGAACAUGACCCUAAAAUGAUAUAUUUUUUCUUACUUUCAGGUUGUAUUCGAAGGAAUAAGAGGGCCAAGUUUUACAUCUGACAUAGCAAUUGAUGAUUUCUCACUGGCCCCUGGGGCUUGUGGUGGAGGUUAGUGUAGUGGUGGAGGAAAUCCACUUAGGAAUGACAGGUCAGAAAAAAUCCAGCAAAAUGCUGAUUUCCUGACCACAGUUUUAAAAUCAAUUUAUUUCAGCAUUUUUUUUUGUCCAUAUAUAGCAUAUAGCUAACACGUAGGAAAAGAAACCUGUUGUAGUUUGUUUCCGCCAAAAGAGAAUAUCGGUUUGAAAGGUGUUUUUAAGAGUCAAAAUUGGCAAAGAUUUCAAACCUGCAAUUAGUUAUUAAAAACACUUUUUGCGUUCACAAACAAAAUACCGCGUUGGGUCUUUUCUAAAAACAAAAAACACUUUCUAUCUUUCACUAUAAGAAAUGAUACUUUAGGGUGCGUGAUACUCGCUAAACUGACGAAAUUCGAAAAUGAGAGAUUUACCGGCAGUAUCAGUAACAAUCAUUAGCAAUUAAUGAAUGAGGCUGAGUAGGGUAUGAGAAUUAUGCAGAUCGAAGUGGAUGACACCCUCAAAAUGAUUCCAAGUUCAAAAACAUUGAGACGAGUAAAAUGUUCCUCAAUAACUCACUUCGAAAGCAACUCAAACUCGUCCCAGGUCUUCUCGGUUAACGGUUCAAUAACCUGCAACUUUGCUGCACUCUUGACGUCAUCGGUUUGAUAUGGCAAAAUUCUUCCAAAUUUGGUCGACAGUCGCUGGUUAUAAUGAAUUAUGCCUGUGAUUUUAUCCAAUCAGAGACGGAGCAAUAUUUUGAAUGAAUAAUAAUGUGCAAUACAACUCGACCUAGUGAAAUAACACAUUUAUCAAACAUUCAUCUCGAAUACCUAGUUUAAAUUGGUUGCUAUACAAAACCUUAUAAUUUGGCGUCGAGGAGUCUUUAGUGAGCGGCCCGUUUACAAUGCUACUGUAAAUGAGAUAAGGUGAGCCGGGGGCCCCGCUGAAUAUGAGUGUAGACGUCAGUUUGUUUUUGGCAACAAGUUAAAUGAUUACUUAGUAAUAUACAGUACUGUUAUUGAAGAGUUCACUGAAAAACGGCUUUAUUUAAUUUUGAUAUGUUUAGUUUGACGACGAUAAUGUCCUGUUUCAUUUCUUCAGCGUUUUGUUCCAAAAAAGGUGUAUUUUUAAAUAAAAAUAAAUAAAUAAUUGCCGUGCGCGAAAGAUCCUAGGCAGAAUGAAUCUCAAAGCCAUGUAACGUAAGGUAGUGUAAGGUAACUUUUAUGACUUAAUGCAGAACGGGGAAUAUAAGAAAAAUAUGCUAUGUAAAGUAUUUCAAAUUCUUUAGGCAGUAGAACAGUUUAGUUCACCAUUUUCAAGGUAGUUUUUGGUCAUGCAAUUGAAUUGAGUUCAAAAUAUUUUACCCAACUACACGUGCACUGCCUGUUUAUGCUGCUAAGAGAAAAUAAUAAAUAACGCCGCAAAAUUUAUUGUGUUUCUUGUACUAGUUUGCACUUAGCGAUGGCCAUUCAGGCUAGUAACAUAAAUAAAUAAAUAAUAACAUGACCCACUGAAUACUCACUGUGACAUUAGGGACUUUCAGAUCCAACGACGCGACGGCGACAAGAACGUCGCUUAUAAAGUGAAUUUGCGUUCUUCAGUCUUUAUAGCGAUUAUUCCUGCCCACUUACUUUGUCAAUUGUAGGCGAUCCCUCCUAAAGCUGAAUUUCAAGGGACCAAAUUCAAGCUCAGAAAGAGAAAUAAAAUUUUGUCGUUGCUUGUUUACGUCCUCAAUAAAACGCGAAAUUAGGCAUUUUCACGUCGUAGUCGUGCAAAAACGGGAAAGAAAUGUACAAAAAAGCGUGAUGCACCUGCGAAGUUGUUGUUUUGCUAAUUAAACCAAUCGUUUUUUUGACGUUCUCGUUGUCGUCCGCGUCGUUGGAUCUUAAAGUACCUAUUGUAAAAACCGACACGGUCUCCUCAGAACCCUUAUUAUAAGGGUUCGAUUGUAAGACUAGUGUCUAUAUACUCCUAGAAAUUUGACACUGAUUUGAAAGGAUACAAACUUAGUCCGCGAACUCAUUUGAUGCUUCCUUGAUGCACAAUCGGGAUCUGAAAAUAUAUAAGCAGCUUCUAAUUUAAUCAUUCAUUUACUUAUUCAUUUAUUUAUUCUAUAGCAACUCCGCCACCUCCAACCCCUCCAGGUGGGUAUACGGUAUUUAUCUCUUCAGUUGUGUUGCUGAUUGUCGACUCUUAGUAUAGUAUGUGUUAUGUUAGUUAAAGAAACCAUUCUUUAUCGAUCUUGAGCCAUUCUUUGACUAUCUCCACGAACAAAUUAAAAUUAUUGGGCGGAGGUUUUAGGGAGGUUGGGGGGCAGUUUUGGGACUCGGGGGACUCAAAUAUAAAAGGGUCGAGAAAGGCUCAUUAAAUAAAAUUGGAACUAGACUCCUAAAGAAGACGAAUCAGGGAGUUGCUCAGUCUUUAUUUAACUCCCUAGGGGGACCAAUCACCAAUACAGUAUGACAGCAUUUGUUUGUCUGUUUUAUAUGAAUGUAGCUAGUUCAAGCUACGCCACGAGACUGUAUAGCAAUAUGGGCAAUUAUAUAAAAAGUUACCGAACUCGGCAAAAACAAACCUUCUUCUCUCUCAAAAAAAAAGGAAACCGUUCGUGAACUUUUGCACCACGAUGCAUGUUUUGACCGAAAAAAAUGUUCAGCUAUCCACAUGACCGGCCGGUCUUGUCGUCAAGAACUCGGAAACCUUUAAUUGAAAAAACCGUAUAGAUAUUUCCUUGCGCAUAACCCUGAGCGAUACCUGGCUGUCCAUCCUGAUCGGCCCAAUUUAAAAUUUGCAUUUUACGGCAAUAAGCACAAAGACGAAAAGCUUCUCUGUGCUUUGUACCUUUCACUUGUUUUUUUGGGGGGGCGGACUUGCAGGUCUACAUAGUUCAUUUAAAAUAGUCUAACUGGCUAUUAGUUAUUAAUUGUGUCAUAAGGCAGAGCUAUACUUCGUUCUGGAAGUGGCAAGCUCUUCGUCACAUAAUUAAUAACAUUUUUGAAAUUUGUUUUCAAUUACAGCAACUCCACCUCCUCCAUCCCCUCCGGCAGGUAGGAGAAUCAUUUUUCUUAUAAGUUAUUAUUCUUGAUUGUAAACAGCUCGUGCUAUGCUCUAAAAAAAUAGAGCUACAUGCCUUAGUUGUAGUUCACACUGAAGAUAUGCUGAAGAUCCUCAGCGUGGGCGCUAAAAUAAAGCCGGCUGGUUGUACUGUGCCAACCCCACGUUUUUCAAUACGAGCAAAAUAACUUUGAACAUUCCAAAACAAGUUUAUUUAAAACCCGUGCUGAGUGAAUCUUUCCGGCUUCUCCUGGGGCCAGUUGCUGAAAACCUGACGUCAGAGGUAACUGUUAUUAGGGAGAUUAAGAUACAAAGACGGCGACUGCUACGAAAAGGUGACUUAAAAAGUGGAUUCGCGCUACUUCAAAGUCUAUCCCCGCCUGUUCAAUUCGUCAUAUGUUUACAAAUUUGUUGUGAGGUUGAAUUCUAAGAGACUGUAUCAAAGUUCAGGAAAAGAAAAAGAAAGUCGUUGGCUUGUGUUCACUUCCUCGACAAAACGUGAAAUUAGGCCCUUUUUUUAACUGACGACAAAGAAAUUUACCAAAAAGCGUAAAGCUUUUUUUGCCAAUCUAAGGCUAUUUUGUUUUUUUGCCUUUGUCGUUGUCAUCACCGUCGUCGUUGCUUAAAAAGCUCCCUAAUGUCGGGAGGGCGGCGGACAGGGGGUCAAAAGAACGUGCCUCUCAUACCUUGCAUUUUCGGCUUCCUCACCUUUCUUCUCCCUUUAUUCCUUUCCUGAUUCAGAAUGUUAAGUAUUAUUGUGUAAUUCCCCCCAUUUCUCCCAACAAAACUUGCAUGCUCCUGCUCUUUCCUCUCCCGCCUCCCGUACUCUUCCGGGCUACCACCCCGUUCCCUCCCCCACAAUGUCAGGUACUAAAAAAACUUAAAUAAAGAGUUUGACUGGGCUGAACGACAGUGGUUAGAAGAUACGCCAGACAUUACGUUAAUUAGGCAACUGGCGCCAGAGAAUUAGCUACUAACCCCAAGACCAGUGAACUGAAAAACUAAAUAUCUAUGGCUAGAUUUGGACAGAGCCGCCGCCAAAAUAUACAAUUGGCGACAAAAUUGUUGAGACCGUGUCCUUAAAUGAGUAUCUUCGGAGAACAAAACAAUCCACACCCCUCCCUUCCAUUCAAAGUUGGGUUGCUUUUUGUUUCUAGCUAUACAGGUAGCUCGAACAGCCGCAAGUUUUGGCAAAAUGGUAGAGAGGCUUUUUGGGGUAAAGUUUUUCAACUAAUUUUGUCAUCGAUUGUAGCUCUUCCUUCGCUAGAGUUCGUUCCGAAGAAUAUUUAAAUCAUGUUUUAACUUUCCAGGGUCUUGCGGCGUUCGUCCGGCCUCCAGAAUUGUUGGAGGUACCAAUGCUAAACAUGGUGACUGGCCAUGGCAAGCUCAAUUACGUACGACAGGCGGGUUCCCCUACUGCGGAGGAUCACUAGUACAUCCUCAGUGGUUGGUAACAGCAACUCACUGCGUUGGAGGGAAAUCACCUAGCUCUAUCGUAAUAAGGUGAAACAAAUUAAGCUAUCAUUCUCUGAAUUCAGAUCAAGCAGGACAUAAGCAUUUCAUAUCAGACCAGACAAGAACUUGAUAUUCCGGCUGUAUCAGUAAUAAAUAACAUCGAAAUCGUAGACGAAGCUCGUUUUCUAUGAUACUCAAGGGACACCUAACGACUGUUUUCGGUCAAAUAUCUGUUCGGAGAGACAAAUAUUGCCUAGACUUUUCUAUUACUUGGGGACAGCUAAAAAUUUCUAGAAGACCGUUCCAUUCAUGUACAAUUUUCGAAGCUUAUCUAGUAAAUUCCCUACGAUUUUGUGAAAUUUAGUUUUUCACAUUUCAUACCUCAGGCUAGGCUAUUUUUCGUAGGAAAAAGGAAACCCUAAAAUUUUCGGAUUCAGAAACAUGAUGGAAAGAGGAAUCAAAAAAAUUUUCACUUUCGUAAUGUGCUAAGUUGCAUCUAAAAUUUCUUGGAAAAUAAUACUAAAACCCUUGGAAUUUCGAAAAGAUUUAAGUUCCACUAGGAUGACCGAACAGAUACAAAUUUUAUAUUUAUAACUAUUUCAAAUACAAAAAAAAACUGAUGUCCUCUUGCGACUAUAGGUUGACGUAGCAGAUUAAGUCCGUUUCAUCGCGUUUUGAUUUUUGUAAAAAUUUCUUUAAUAGGCCAUUUGCACGAUGGCGUCAUUUUACUUAUUAUGACCAGAAUCCUUUUCGAUUUUCCUUUCAUAUUCAAGUUUGGUAAUCCCAGCGAGGUUUAAAUAACAAGACCCCUAAUUUGCACAACAAAGCAAAACCCUGAAGGAUUCUGGUCUUAGUAGUCAAAUGACGUCAUCGUGCAAAUGGCCUAUUAUGAAACGAAUUGAAAGCGAGGCCGUCUAUUCAUGCUUUUGCAGUUCUGAAUGUAUGCGCGCUCAUGAAAUAAACCUUUAUGGUAAUGUUGUUGUAACUAAUCUCGUAAUUAGCAGGGCAAACUUUUGACAAACUCAGUCUGAAUCGUCUCCCUGUCUCCUCGUAUUUAGCAUCCGACAUAUCCUUGUCGAUCCUUGUGGCAAAUCUGUCUUCGUCAAGUGGUUUGUAGGUACCUUCAGAUUGGAGUCGACGAUUAGAAGAUUGAACUGACGUUUCGACUAAUUUUCAAAUCAAAUUCUUGUGCCUCGUAUAAGACUUAUUGCACCAAUCUUUUCCCCAACGUUUAGAUAAUCAUGUGCUACUUUUUUAGUAAUUGAGAGAGUUAUAGCUUGGGGGAUGCAUUUGGCUCGAAUUCCAAAGUCGUACUCGUCCCUCGAUUUCGUGAUUACGCGUAGUAGAAUCUGAAGGUCGCUUGUGUUUUCAAGUUAAAAGCUGAAUACCAAGAUUGAUGCCAAGGUUGCCUUUCUCUUCUCUCUAAGGCUUUGGACAUCUCUGCUUUCUUUUUGAAACCCCUGUUAUGAUCAGUUGUUUUUAUUUUUUGUUUUAUUCCAUGCCUGUUUCAGACUUGGUGCCCACAGACGAGUAAACUCCGUUGGCACUGAACAGGAUCUUAGAGUGAGCAAAGUUAUCACUCAUCCAUCAUAUCACAAGCCAACCACGUACGGCCAUGACAUUGCGUUACUUAAAUUGGAAAAGGCAGCUCGGCUGAACAGGUAAAAUACAAUGAUAAAUCAUAAAAAAGCAAAAAAGAAUGUGAAAAAUAAAGCGUCUGCCAUGCGCGUGAAUGAACAUAAUGAUUAGGAUGUUUAUUGAUUAAGGUACAUGUAAUUAUCAACCUGCGGUUAAUUUCUUCUCUUAUUUAACAGAUAUUAUAUAUUCUACCAAAAAAAAUCUGGUUUGGAGGAUCAAAUCCACAUUUUAGAUAUUGUAAAUAGGAUUCAAGAAUAUGUGGAUAGGGGAAUGUUCUAAUGCGGCGUAGACAGAUCCGAUCAAACUCACGUUAGUUUUCAAAAGUUAGACUUUUACGAAAAUGAAAUAUAUGAACAAUUAUAGUUUACUUUACAGCUGAUCUAUGAGAUGACUCGGUACAAUUUAAAAGUAAUCGAUAGAACUGUCUUGCAACAACACUUUCAGAAAUUAAAGAGCUAAGUGUUUCUUGUUGUUGUUAUUUGUAGUUGUGAUUACUAGAUUCUUUUUCAAGGAGUGAAUUUGGUAGCACUUUGUGUCAAGGACAACAGGUUCGAUCACAAAACCACUUUCAAGCAAACAACAUUUUUGCAUGGUGACUCGGACUUAAAGUCUCAAUAAAACUCUGCUUGUUCCGUAUUUUGAAUUUUCAGGUAUGUUAACCUGGUUUGCCUUCCUCAUGCCGUAGCAGCACCUACCGAUGGCACCAGAUGCUGGAUCACAGGCUGGGGUCGACUUGCUUCAGGAGGCGCCACUCCAGAUUAUCUUCAGCAGGUUUCAGUUCCCGUUGUAAGCAGAGCCCGUUGUGAUAGAGCCUAUCCUGGAAAAAUUCACGACUCCAUGAUCUGCGCGGGCCUUGACCAAGGAGGAAUUGACUCCUGCCAGGGGGACAGUGGGGGACCGAUGGUGUGUGAAACCGGUGGAAGGUACUAUCUACAAGGCGCCACCAGCUGGGGUUAUGGGUGUGCCAGCCCUGGAAAGUUUGGCGUUUAUGCCAAGGUGAAAUACCUGCUAAAUUGGCUAAAUACCGAAAUGGCGAAGAACUAA